Molecule: messenger RNA, 1084 nt
Organism: Tripterygium wilfordii
Lineage: Eukaryota; Viridiplantae; Streptophyta; Magnoliopsida; Celastrales; Celastraceae
Exons: 6
Coding region: 173-754 (193 amino acids)
Source: RefSeq, a predicted model, not a curated record
UGAAAGAACUAGAAUCCCGCUUUCGUGAGAAAGGAAGAACGAACCAGUAACGCAAACAACAACAACGAACUUCCUGCUCUUCGAAUAUCCGGCGAAAUGAAGGAAACUUCUCUCUCUUCAGUUUAGGGUUUCGUAUGCUUGAUUUCCGGGGAGGCAUCGAAGAUUCGAGGAGAUGUCGAGAAACGGAGACACGGCGGCGGUCACUGAGAAUGCUUCUUCAUCGGGGACCAGAAUUCGAGUGGGGCCCGACCCAUUCCUCGUGGUUUGUAGGUGCUUCAGCGUCAUUACCUCCCUCACCGCCAUUCUCUGCAUUGUCGUCAAUGUUCUUUCUGCAAUUAGCUCCUUCAAAGACGGAUCUGAUAUAUUCAACGGGAUAUUUCGAUGUUAUGCGGUGGUGCUCGCAUUUUUGGUGGUGCUCGCGGAGACAGAGUGGGGAUUCAUUGUCAAAUUUUGGAAGGUAUUAGAGUACUGGGCGGGAAGGGGCAUGCUGCAAAUUUUUGUUGCAGUAAUGACAAGAGCCUUCACUGACUAUUCUGCGAAGGAAAAAGCUCUUGUUCUUCUUCAAAAUAUAGCAAGCUAUAUGCUCCUUUCUUGUGGUGUUGUCUAUAUUAUUUCGGGAAUCCUUUGCAUUGGCUUUCUUAAACGUAAACGCCAGCAGAAAGAAACUACAAGGGAGCAAGCAGCCAAGGAUCUGGAGGAAUUGGAGCAGCGUAGGGAAGAACUUGAACAAUUGCUUAUGCAAGAGGGAGUUUGACGCCACCAAGAUCUAUCCAGUAGUUCAACGAAAGCGAGAGAGGGCCAAAUGACUUCAAUGAAGCAUGCUAGAUAAGAAACUCUUGUUUUUAUAGUCUUGUUCACAUGGUUGCUUGCUGAGACAUUUAUACCUGGCAAGAAUCUUUCUUUCCUAUUACAUCCGUUGCAGAUGUAAAGUUGUAUGUCGCACCGUUGUACCUCUGAUUGUUUUUCACUCUAGCUUAAGCAGUAACAGCUGAAUGUACAGAAGUUUAUCUUUCUAGCAUCUGGAUAUUCUGAAAACUGUUGAAUCCUUUAUUUCAAUUUAGGCGAAAGUUGAAUCGUUUGUUUC